Camellia sinensis is the source of this 2092-nucleotide messenger RNA. RefSeq names its product transducin family protein / WD-40 repeat family protein. Lineage: Eukaryota; Viridiplantae; Streptophyta; Magnoliopsida; Ericales; Theaceae. Gene Ontology annotation, cellular component: Cul4-RING E3 ubiquitin ligase complex. Gene Ontology annotation, biological process: proteasome-mediated ubiquitin-dependent protein catabolic process. The record is from RefSeq and is a predicted model, not a curated record. Gene Ontology annotation, molecular function: protein binding.
UCACAAAAAUUAAGAAGUGGCGACGACGACAUUAUCGACCCCUCCAAGAGGAGACUUCUUCACUCAUUGUUACUCUCUCUCUCUCUCUCUCUCUCUCUCUCUAUGUGAAACUCAACUAGCAAUCACAAAUCUUCGAACAACAAAUCUGAAAUUCCAAAGCUUCCAAUUUUCUAGCUAAUCUUUCUGAUCUUUCUUCAUCACCACCAUCAACAACAGUGAAGAAGGAUUUGGAAGAUCACCCCUGACUUACCCAACCGUGUUCGAUGUCUAUGCUAUACAGAUUAACAGCCAUGGUUCUCAGUUAGAAUGUACUUUCUUAACAGCAAGGCUGCUUUCAAUAACAUGGGGUAUGCUAUGAGUAUAUUGGAGCUAGACUCCGACCUAUUGUGCGAUAGUGGUAAGUCCACUUCUGAAGUUGGUGGCAGCCAUAGGAUGCCCAACAAGUCAUUGAAUCAUCUUGACCAUGAAGUUGCUCAAGCAACAAAGCUCAGGUCAGCACCCAAUGAACAUCUGACCCGCAUCCUACCGCGUAAGCGGGAGUUCCCUGUUUCAACAGUCAAGAUGUUGGCAGGCCGGGAAGGUAAUUAUUCAGGAAGAGGAAGGUUCUCGGCAGCAGAUUGUUGUCAUUUUUCGAGUAGAUAUUUGCCAGUUAAUGAUCCUCAGCUUGUGGACCAGAUGACUAGCCGGGCUUAUGUCUCCCAGUUUUCAGCUGAUGGUUCCCUCUUUGUUGCAGGGUUUCAAGGAAGCAACAUUAGAAUAUAUAACGUGGAUAAAGGGUGGAAAGUUCAAAAAAACAUUCUUGCCAAAAGUUUGCGAUGGACAAUUACUGAUACAUCCCUUUCCCCAGAUCAACGCUAUUUGGUUUAUGCCAGCAUGUCACCUAUUGUCCAUAUUGUUAAUGUUGGAUCCGCAGCAACAGAAUCUCAUGCAAACAUCACGGAGAUUCAUGAUGGUUUGGAUUUUUCUGAUGACGAUGGAGGAUACUCUUUUGGAAUAUUUUCUGUGAAAUUUUCGACUGAUGGGCGAGAGCUUGUUGCUGGUAGCAGUGAUGACUUAAUAUAUGUUUAUGACCUUGAAUCAAAUAAGCUUUCCCUUCAAAUUUUGGCACACACGUCUGAUGUAAAUACUGUAUGUUUUGCUGAUGAAAGCAGCCAUCUUAUUUAUUCUGGGAGUGACGAUAAUCUCUGUAAGGUUUGGGACAGACGUUGCUUUAAAGCAAAGGGAAAGCCAGCAGGGGUCCUGGUGGGACACGUAGAAGGGAUUACAUUUCUUGACAGCCGUGGAGAUGGUCGUUAUUUCAUUUCCAACGGUAAAGAUCAGACCAUCAAACUUUGGGAUAUCCGGAAAAUGUCUGCCAAUGCUACUGGCAAACCUGGAUUUGGGCAUUAUGAAUGGGAUUACCGACGGAUGGACUACCCAUCUCAGGCAAGAGGUUUAAAGCACCCAAAUGAUCAAUCAUUGGCCACAUAUAAAGGUCAUUCAGUAUUGCGCACUCUCAUUCGCUGUUACUUUUCGCCCACAUAUAGCACUGGUCAGAAGUACAUCUACACUGGAUCUCAUGAUUCUUGCAUAUACAUCUAUGAUGUGGUGAGUGGAGCUCAAGUGGCAAGACUCAAGCACCAUGAAUCAACAGUGAGAGAUUGUAGUUGGCACCCUCAAUACCCAAUGCUUGUUAGCUCUUCUUGGGAUGGAGAUAUUGUAAAAUGUGAAUUUUCCGGGAGUGCAGAAACACCAACCCCUUUGAACAAGAAGGCAAAGAAGAAAAUCAGCAUGAGACAUUUUUAUUGAAGGCUGCUCACGAGGCCCAUAGACAAAGAGAGAAGAAGAUGAAGAGAAAGAGAGAGAAAGAGAAGAGAGGGGAAGAGGGAAUGUAGAGAGAGAGGGGGUUGAUCGCUGAUCGUCGCCGCCUCUGCCUCCGAUCGUCGCAGCCCAGCUCCUCCCGCUUCCGCCUCUGCCUCCGAUCGCCGCAGCCCAACACGAUUUUUUUGAUUAUUAUUUUUUAUUUUAAUUUUAAUUUUUUUAUUUUUUCUGGAUCUAAAAUGAAGGGAAAAAAAAUAAAAAUAAAACUGUUGGCUGGUGUUGAGGAUGAUGA